Molecule: messenger RNA, 1178 nt
Organism: Otolemur garnettii (small-eared galago)
Lineage: Eukaryota; Metazoa; Chordata; Mammalia; Primates; Galagidae
Gene: CCDC69
Product: coiled-coil domain containing 69
Exons: 9
Coding region: 173-1048 (291 amino acids)
Cellular component (GO): cytoplasm; nucleus
Molecular function (GO): microtubule binding
Source: RefSeq, a predicted model, not a curated record
UUUACGGCGCGCGGCCACCCCGGCUCAGGCUCAAGUCCGCUUCCAGGUUCAGUUUCAGGGUCUAGCCGGCAGCCCCAGCCUGCUAGCGCGGAGCGGGCAGCGGAGCUCGGACCUCAAGGUCCUCUGGGGGCCCCGGAGUUGAGAGGCAGCCUCCGGGAGCCCCGGGAGGAGGAUGGGCUGCGAACAGAGCAGGCUGAGCCGCUGCAAAUCCCCCAAAAAGAGGCACCAAGAGUCAGAUCAGCCACCCAGACCAGAGCCCCAGGAACUAUCACCCCUAAAUGGGGACACAGCCAUAACUGUCCAGCUCUGCGUGUCUGAGGAGGCUGAGCAGCACCAGAAGGACAUAACUAGAAUUCUCCAUGAAGAGAAGAAGAAAUGGGCACAACAGGUGGAGAAAGAGCGGGAGCUAGAGCUUCAGGAGAGAUUGGAUGAGCAGCGAAGGGCACUGAAAGGAAAGCAUGAGGAGGCCCUGCAAGUCCUCCGGGCCUCGUAUGAACAGGAGAAAGAUGCUCUUACCCACUCCUUCCAAGAGACCAAUGCUGCCCUCCAGGAAACUGUAGCCAGACUGACCUCACAGCUGGAGGCCUUCCAGGCCAAGAUGAAGAGGGUAGAGGAGUCCAUUCUGAGCCAAGACUACAAGAAGCACAUCCAGGAUUAUGGGAGCCCCAGCCUGUUCUGGGAGCAGGAGCUAGAGAGCUUGCACUUUGUCAUCGAGAUGAAGAAUGAGCGUAUUCAUGAGCUGGACAAGCGGCUGAUCCUCAUGGAAACAGUGAAAGAAAAAAAUCUGAUGUUAGAGGAAAAAAUCACAAUCCUGCAACAGGAGAAUGAGGACCUCCAUGUCCGGGGCCGGAACCAGGUGGUCCUGUCAAGACAGCUCUCGGAAGACCUACUUCUUGCCCACAAGACCCUGGAGAAGGAGACACAGUUACGACGGCAGCUGCAGCAGGAGAAAGAGGAGCUGCUGUACCGGGUCCUGGGGGCUAACGCCUCACCUGCCUUCCCCCUGGCCUCUGUCACCCCCACUGAGGUCUCCUUCCUCGCCACAUAGCGCACAUGUGGUCAUGGUCCCUCCAAAGACUUACCAGAGAAGACAGCAGGAGCUUUUAAGUUAUUUUCCCAGGAAGAAACGAGGGUGAGAGUGAGAUGAGGAGGCAGGGUGUGUGCCCAGUGAGCCCUGG